This is a messenger RNA of Macrobrachium nipponense, 5141 nucleotides long. RefSeq names its product E3 ubiquitin-protein ligase TRIM71-like. Gene Ontology annotation, biological process: proteasome-mediated ubiquitin-dependent protein catabolic process; protein polyubiquitination. Lineage: Eukaryota; Metazoa; Arthropoda; Malacostraca; Decapoda; Palaemonidae. The record is from RefSeq and is a predicted model, not a curated record. Gene Ontology annotation, molecular function: protein binding; ubiquitin protein ligase activity; zinc ion binding. Bases 258 to 2843 code for a protein of 861 amino acids. The transcript has 3 exons.
CACACUUCUCCAGUUGUGCCGCAGCCGUCGAUUGAGGAGGAGUGUACCGUCAUGGGCGGUCCCGAAAUCUCUUGAAGCUCGCGCCCACCCGCUCUAAGGAAAGUCGACCUGGACCCACGGGAGGGAGAGUGAGAGGGAAUGCGCGUCUCAAGCCCUCAGCACAGGAAAGAGAUCUUCGUCUGAAUUAGCCAAGAUGUUAUCGUUUAGAUGAUGGACCGUACUUUUCGUGGCUCUGGUGUGGGCCUAGAUUGUGCAAGAUGGCUAGUGCAUUUCCAGGAGGACAUAACGACCAUAUGGAUGGCUUGGGUGCCGCCGGACUCGGAGCAAUAGUUGAUGGAAUUGAUGGAGUAGGGGACAGAGAGAGACUGAGCGGACUCAGUCUAGCCGUGAGCAUUGCAAGCGGAAGAAGCGGGUUUGAGUUCGGCAAUGACGGCCUCGGUAGAACCUGCCCUCUGUGCAGGUCCACCCUGGAAGAUACGAGAGUCUUACCAUGUUUUCAUAGUAUGUGCAGAGCCUGUUUGGAGAGCUUAGCUGUUGGAACGACCAUUACUUGUCCCACUUGCCAUGCCAAGAUCAAUCUCGACCAGCCCCUCAGUACGGGGUCACCUUUUCUCUUGCCCUCCAUUCUAGAGAUGGUCUCCCCAAACAACGAGGCGUCCCAGUCGCCGACGGGUGGGCUCCUGAGCUUGCCGAUUCCGACGCCUCUCCUCACAAAUAGCGAUCAGAUUCGUACCUUUUCUCACAUACCGAACGAUGGGGCCAGGAGGCGGUUUUACUUGUGUGCUAGCUGUGAUGAGGGUCAGCACGCCUCUUCGAGGUGCCAGGAUUGCAACGAAGCUCUGUGCGACUCCUGUGUCAGGGCCCACCAACGAGUGCGCUUAACGAAAGAUCAUUUCAUUGUGCCCUUAUCCGACGGAGAGAGCAACGGGGUGGUGGCACUCUCCCCCAGUAAUAGUACGUGCAGUAGGAGCUACAUGCUGGAGGAAAACAGUCGCGUUCCUCUGGGCCUCUCCUCGCCUCCUGGUGCAAUACCUUCCCAUUCAUCACUCAACUCUACCAUGUCCUAUUGUAGUCACCAUGAAGGAGAUUUGUAUAGAUAUUAUUGUGAGGUGUGUAAUGUUCCUAUAUGUCGUGAAUGCACAUCACAGGUCCACAGGGGCCACUCUUUUGUAUUUUUGGAGGAUGCUCUCGAGACCUCACGCAAUGACACCCUUAGGCUGUUGACAGAGGCUCGGAGUGGGAUUCGGGCGAUCGAGGACAGCAUUGGCGUGACGAAAAGAAUGGUCGAUCGCGUGGACAUCAGAGCUCAGACGGUGGCCAGCGACGUUCGAAAUACCAUCAGGCGGCACAUCACGGCCAUAGAGGAGAGAGAACGCAAGUUACUGAACAAAGUAGAGAAGAUUCGCCUUGUGAAAGGCAAAACGCUCAAGGACCAAGUAGAUGACCUUAGCUCAGCUCUAGCUAGACUUAACCACACAGUUGAUACAAUAGGUACAGCUGUGGACUCCCCAAAUCAGUUGGACCUAAUUCAGAUUCGAAAUCAAGCUGUUGCAGAUAUGCACGAAUUAAGGCAGGUGAAGGCACACCUCAGCCCACACGAAGAUGAUCACAUUUCUUUUUCCAUGUCGGAUGUCAGCAUAUUUCAGGCAGUUAACAACAUGGGACACAUAUCGUCCUCGGGUUUUGCUCCAAAUUCAUUUGCCUUUGGGCGCGGCCUUCGUCAAGCCUUGCGCGGAAGAAUCUCGACAUUCGUGGUGCAUGCCAAGGAUCACCUAGGAGAUCCACGACAUACUGGAGGGGACCAGGUGCGUAUCAUCAUCCACGGGCCGGACGGUCUCUAUUUCAGGGGUGAAGUUCAGGAUAAGGGUAAUGGGUCCUAUUUUAUCACCUACCAGCCACAGCUUGAAGGGCAGCACGUUAUAAGUGUCCUGCUACAUGGACUUCACGUCAAAGGAUCCCCGUUCAGUGUCGAUGUCAAGUGUGGGAGGAACUACAGCAAUGUGGGUCAGGUCCUCCUCACCAUUGGAACGGAAGGCGAAGGAGAAGGGCAGCUAUGCCGUCCAUGGGGUUGUUGCUGUGACAAAGAAGGGCACAUUAUCAUUGCCGAUCGCAGCAACAACCGCAUACAGGUCUUCAACCCAGACGGCAGUUUCCAUCAUGCUUUUGGCAGCGCCGGAACUAGACCGGGUCAGUUUGACAGACCAGCCGGGGUUGCAGCAGACCACAUGGGUAGGAUUGUCGUUGCAGACAAAGAUAAUCAUCGCAUUCAAGUGUUCACUUUCGACGGCACAUUUCUGUUUAAAUUUGGAGAGAAAGGGAGUAAGAAUGGCCAGUUUAAUUACCCGUGGGAUGUUGCGGUGAACGACGAAGGCCUCAUCGUUGUCUCGGAUACUCGAAACCAUCGCAUACAAGUCUUCCUGCCAGAUGGCACGUACAUGAAUAAGUAUGGUUUUGAAGGCUCGCUCUGGAAGCAUUUUGACUCUCCGAGAGGCGUCUGUUUCAAUCAAGACGGACACAUCGUGGUGACAGACUUCAACAAUCACAGGCUGCUAGUUAUCGACCCGGACUUCCAGACGGCCCGCUUCUUAGGGUGCGAGGGCACCAUCAACGGUCAGUUCUUGAGACCACAGGGCGUCGCAAUCGAUCAAGAGGGGAACCUCAUUGUCGCAGAUUCUCGGAACCACCGCGUUCAGAUCUUCCAAUCCAAUGGCAAUUUUUUGUGCAAGUUCGGAACACCUGGCACUGGUCCCAGUCAGCUCGACCGCCCCAGUGGAAUAUGCGUCUCGCCGGAAGGCUACAUAAUAGUGGUUGAUUUUGGUAACAAUCGCGUGCAGGUAUUUUGAGAAGUUGGUCGUUUGUGACGGCAUAAUCUCUCUACUUCUAUUAGAAAUUGGAUAGGGUUAAGUUUUGGCGAUUGUCUUCGCAGUAAAGUGUCUUUAUUAUACAGUACAAAGUGUUGAUGUAACAUCGUACAAAUUUUACAGGUAAUGUACGUUUGUUCAAUCAUAGUUUUGAGAUUAUGGAGAUCAAUACAGGGUAAUCUUUUGUAAUUUAAGUGAAAGGGACUUCAUACUGUACAUAGGAACUUGGAAUAUUAUUUCAAGAGUUUGUGGGUCACUCCUUGUAGUGGUAGGUGAUAACCAGAUCAAGAUGAAUUUUUGAAAGCCUACUCAGAAGGGAUUAGGCAAUGCUUGUUUUCCUUUUCUAGAAGAAUUUCUUGUGGUGCUCAGGAUAAAACUGUCAAUUGUUCCUCUCCACAUUUGUUGUGGUCUGUAGAUUCUGAGAUGAAUUCCAGAAAGCAUCUUGCAACUUGGAACUGGGCCUAACAGCUGUAGCCAGAACAUAAUUUUUUGCAUAUUGUAUGACGUUAGGGAAUGUCCCCAGUCGAGUUGCAAUUUCUAGGUCUUUCUAGGUAUCUUCUCGUAUCUCAAACUAAAAAAAAAAAAAACUCAGGGAUCCAGUUUUACGUUAAUAUACUCCUAUUGUGUAGCCAUUACCGAAGAUGAAAUUGUGGAUCGUCUUCUGUGCAAACAUGUUACGGCAGAUGUCUUGUUUAUAAGUAGAAACGGGUAUGAAAUGUUUAUAGUCACAAAAAUGUUAAGUCAAGGUGUCCUUGUUGGAUGCUACUAAGGUGGUUUUUAACUGCUGGUUUACAUUGCUUUUAAGAUUAAAAUGCUGUCAUGAUUUUGUAAUGAGAAUUUGUAUUUUUAAGAGUGAACUGGAGAAUUUUCUUGUACAAACCAUCCUUUUUGAGGGAUGGAUGGAUGGCUUCCUUGUAGCCAACUUGACUUAAUAUUUCUGUUUAGAUUUCUUCUCCUCCUCCUUCCUUUCCACGAAUUUUAUUGCAGAUGGCAGGCGCAUCUACCUCAUUCUUAGAGUAAGGAAAGUAUUAAUGUUUGUUUAUAUAACAUAGUUUUAAUAGAUUUAGCUUGCACAAAGAAAAGCAUUGAACUCAUUGCAUAGAAUAUGCUGCUUCAAGGUUUUGUGCUUGUAUCAAAGUGAAUUGUAAAUUGAAACGGGUGAUUCUGUAUUGAAUACGGUGAUAAGAGAUUUAUAUUUAAUCCUUGUCACUACAAUACCGUACGUGACUUUAAUUCUCAAGUCUUUUAUUAUGCAUUAUUUCCACAAUGUAGUGAGUGACCUCCUGGCGUCGGCGGCUGGUGAAGCCGCGGACGGUAUUAGUACGAUAAGAGUUUUUAAGAUUUUAUCAUUGUAUGAAGACACUGUAUGUUGAUUUUUGGUUUAAGAGAGAUCUCAUUGCCUAUACAUAGAAAUUUUAUUUGGGAAGUUGCUGUCAGCCUUUGGCCUAUAACAGCGACACGUAGAGAAACCAUGAUGUAGACAGACAGACAGACUCAGGGUCUAGACACGAACCAGAUUUGAUAUUGAUGUCCUCAGCAGCAGCAGCAGCAGCUUGUAAUAGGAUUUGGAUUUUGAUGUCCUCAUCGUCAGCAGCAGCUCAGAAUAGUUUUUAAGAUUCUUUUAUGAAAGUUCCUUCAUUAAAAAGAGAGUUUUUAAUGAUUUGUAAUACUAUACUACUACUACCUCAAGCUUAAACCUCUCAGGAAGAAUGCUAUCAUUCUCAGAUUUCUAAUAAUGUCAUAGCUUCAAGCAGUUGUGUGUCGAUGACGUUCUAGAAAUAUGUAGUUGUCUUUGGAUAGAAAGCUGAGCAGAGUACCACAGUUAGACCCUAAUAUACCGUAUUGAGAAUACGCUAAAUAUUUUAUAUGGAUAUUUUUUCAGUUUUUAACCAAGAUUUUUAACCCUUUAGUAAUAAAUGAAAGAUACCUUACCAUAAAUAAAUGCUUAUUAGAUCUGAACAAGAUUUGGCACCCAAGGUGCCGUGUGUGCUGUAUUCAAGAUAAUUCAGGGUUCUUGUGAAGUCAACUUUUAAUUUUAUGAAUUUCCAAAAUUCCUUUAUUGAAUAAAGGACAGUUCUCUAGCCUACAAGGAUGGCAAUUUAUAGAAAGAAAGAAAGUAUACAUUUUAUCAUAUUGGCAAUAUUUAGCUAAAGAUGAUGAUCCACUUAGCGUUUCUAAGCCCAAGUGCAAAUAAUUGAGUCAGAUUUUAUUUUUAAGAGCUGAAGCUCUGUAAUCUUAUGUAAUGUUUAACCUACUUACAAUAAAGUUCUUUUCAAUGUA